AUGUCAAAUCGAGCACUGACACCUCCUCGACGCUUGGACACCCACGUCCAGUCGGUCGACAUGGAAGAGCCUCAUGACGAGGCCGACUCACAAUCAGAUCCCAAUUCAUCCACCCCGCCGACGCGCAAGCGACACCUGGACGACGAACCAUAUAUUCCCGAUGCCCCUGGUUCUCAAAGCGACGCGAAGGGCAAGACACCCAAGAAGCGGAAGAAGACGGCGUCCUCCCUGCCGUCCUAUGUCAAGCAGAAUGUCAUUCUGGAAGUUGCGACUAUGCAUGGAGUGCCACCCAAGGAUGCUCGACCCCAGUGCUUUAUCUCCCGUGCCAGCGACGAAAUGACGGUCCUCGAGUUCUCACAUGUCACGAGUGGCUCAACGCCUGCAAAAGAGAUGGAUUGUCUGGAAUGGGCUUGGAAGAGGGAAUUCUACACUCUGAAUGUCGACACGAGGAAGAAUAUCCAGACCCUCCGUAUCAGUCUCCACCGAUGGUUCGACAAGACGAAAGGGUCCAAGCCUGUCGGCUGGUUUUGGCUUCCCGUCGAUCUCAUUGUUCUCGAUAUGCAUGCCGUCUACGUCGGCAAUGAAGUUAUCCUCCCUACGGCAGGCAACACUGCAAAUGUGCGGAGGGACCCGCAGCUCUUCUACGGAGAAUCCGAAAAGUUCCGGUAUCGCCUUAUCCCUCUUCCUGAUAUGAAGGCUUCGUGGUCGGUCAAACGUUACGCUGCCAAUCCUCUUGACCUAUUCGAUCCCACCCGCGUCAACUACAGUGUGUACCCCUUCGACGACCUCCCGCCCUUCGAGCUCCAUGUUCCCUACCACUUUGUCAUCGCCAACACUGGCAAGAAACUCUUCCAACUAUAUGGCAUGGGCGCAAUCGACUUUGAAAACCAUUUUUUUUUCCUAGAGCCCUCCGCCAAAAACAUGAUGAGAGCUGUGCGCAAUAUCUAUGUGGCGUGGAUGAUGGCUACACCUAACCCGAAAUGGCUCAGUGGAGAGGGCUACGAUGAUGAACAGGACUCUGCUGCAGAGCAAACACACCGUGGAGGAACUGGUUCGGAUGGCGGUCCCCAAGGUAGAGGCGCGCCCUCUGGUGGUAAGGGCGGCAUGAACCGAGCUCAAGAUGCCGCUCCCCACCCUUCCGGUGCACCAAUGGGACAACGACGGCCCACUGCGGAGUCCCUUGCGCCUUGCGACUCGGCUUCUUGUCUCGGGGCUUUCGAGCUUGUCGACGAGGUGAACGGUGAAGAUGAGGACAAACCAUUUGUGGAUGAUGAGGACGACGAGUAUGAGGACGACGAGUUCUUCACGGGCUUAGAACAGUGGGCGAGCGACGUAUGGACCGCGACACAUUCUGAUUCUGAUAGCGGAUCUGACUCGGUGAUGACGCUGGUCGGAGCUGCAGCGCCUGCUCUCUGCAAGGGUGUAGAUAUGGUGACCUUGGAAACACCACCGUAUCUUUCCGUCCAGUGA
Cyclocybe aegerita is the source of this 1470-nucleotide messenger RNA. The record is from the annotation of a GenBank genome assembly. Lineage: Eukaryota; Fungi; Basidiomycota; Agaricomycetes; Agaricales; Hemipholiotaceae.